Penicillium canariense is the source of this 2007-nucleotide messenger RNA. RefSeq names its product NCA2 family protein. The coding region runs from base 1 to 2007 and encodes 668 amino acids. NCBI's taxonomy places the organism in Eukaryota, Fungi, Ascomycota, Eurotiomycetes, Eurotiales, Aspergillaceae. The transcript is spliced from 4 exons. Gene Ontology annotation, cellular component: mitochondrial outer membrane. The record is from RefSeq and is a predicted model, not a curated record.
AUGCCACAAUGCGCCCACACAGACGCCGACGCCGACGCCGACGCCGAUGCCGUCCCAGUCCAAGCUCUGCCAGGCGCCAUGUCGAUUGUCCAGGAAACGGCCUGCAGCGUCAACUCCCAGCUCGACCGCCUGCAGCAGCAGAUCACUCGUCCGGAGAAGCUCCUGUAUACCCAAGAUGCUCCCCCUCCGCACAUUCGUCGCCUCCAAAAUGUCAUCGGCUCCAUCUCGGUGACGUCUAAGACUCAGCCCUUCCUUCCGGCUAUUCGCCUCGCAGAUUUGCUGGCAGAUUCGACUGGGACGUUUCAAUACCCCCUCUCCGCAGUGGCCAGGACUGAGACCGAGUCCCAGGCCGAGGAGCAUGUAUCGGACUAUCUAUGGCUGGUUGCCGCCAAGGCGGCGGUUCAGGCAUCCGGGCUAGUGAUGCACUCCCUCCUGGAUUACACGCUUCAGCUCCAGGAAGAGAUCUACUACUGGAACGCCGUACUUGGAUCGGUCUGGAAUAGUGGUAUCUAUACGGCGCAGACCACCCCUGUGCGACUUUGGCACUGGACAAAGGACCUCUCUUCUUUCCGAACCAUGCAGACUGUGUCGUCCGAAUCCCUGUCGCGGUCAAUUGCUGCUCGCUGGGCGCAGUUCUACCAAAUUGCUAGACAGAGCAUGUCGGAGUAUCCGAUUCGACUAAACUGGUCUUCUCCCAUCCGAUCUUGUCGGUCAGAAAUCCGACAGAAGAGAGACCACCUGUUGGCCAUGAGGGACAUUCAUACCAGCAGCCUGGGCCUGCUCAUGGAAGGGUGGCGUGCCUUCCAAAUAGAAGACCUCGCGAGCAAUGCCGAUCGGGUUUCUCGGGACCAGUGGCAAGAGACGGUUACCAGAAUUGUGGCUCUCACAGAAGCCAUUUUGCACCAGGCAAUCAGUCAGUCGAGUGCGGCGGAUUUUGAGAAGCGGGUAUUCGCUGUCAUGGAAGACGAUAGGUCCAGCAUGCAAAUGCAGGGCAGUGGUCCGUUCUCCACCCAACCCCCAGUUCGUUUGAUUGAGCGGGUGGUGUACCUCCUUCGAGCUCAACUGCCAGCUCACACGGCCUCGAUGUCGGCAUUUGUUGUUUUGCACGGGCGCCCCUCGCGAGUGACUCGGUACUGGAUCCCCGCAUCGCUAGCGGUCUUGUCCAGUAGCCUCUCCCUGAGAUUCAUUGCUCAUCGACAGGACCAAAUCCUACAAUGGAUCAUGGAUAUUGGAUCCACGAUCGUUGACUUUGGCGGCAAUUGGGUGGUGGAACCCAUUCGCAAACUCAUCGGAACUAUCCGACACGACGAGAAAAGUGAGAUUGCCAUCAUGAGUAAAAACAGCUUGGUGGCCGACCGGGCCAGCCUGGAGCGUAUGGUCAUUGACUUUGUCCGCGAUCGGCCCGACCUCAGCCAGGGACAACUGCCCGCGGAAGACACGACAGCCAUUGCGAAUGCAGUCAAGGAGGGUGAUUUGACACCGGUGCUCAAAGCCUAUGAGCGCGAUCUCCGGACGCCCUUUGUAGGCACUGUUCGAGGCGAUCUGGUGCGGGCUCUUUUGAUUCAGAUUCAGAAGACUAAGGUCGAUGUGGAAAUUGCCAUCAGUGGCAUCAAUGCUCUCCUGAAGAGUCAAGAACUUGUUUUUGGGUUCGUUGGGCUGACGCCUGGAAUUUUGGUUUCGUAUUCCGCUCUGCGGUGGCUGAUUGGCCUCUUUGGCAACCGUCGGGGUCUACAAAGAGGGAAGAAACAGCAUGCGCUCCGCCGUGGGCUACGAAACGUGACUCGCAUCCUCACAUCCGCCCGGUCCCCUGAUGGGACGGUCUCCUACAAGGAAUCGGGGCGACUUAUAUGUGAGGCAGAAGAUCUCCUCCAGAAAAUCAAGACAGUCCUCGGAGGUAUACAAUACCAGGAAUUCCGGGAAGACAUCCAAGACCUGCUUGACGUCCAGAGUGGCGUCGACAAGCAACUGCGGGUUGUUGAGAGGAUGAGAUGGGCAUACUUCCAUUAG